Artibeus jamaicensis (Jamaican fruit-eating bat) is the source of this 2498-nucleotide messenger RNA. RefSeq names its product orthodenticle homeobox 1 (gene OTX1). Bases 234 to 1301 code for a protein of 355 amino acids. The transcript has 5 exons. Gene Ontology annotation, cellular component: nucleus. NCBI's taxonomy places the organism in Eukaryota, Metazoa, Chordata, Mammalia, Chiroptera, Phyllostomidae. The record is from RefSeq and is a predicted model, not a curated record. Gene Ontology annotation, biological process: regulation of transcription by RNA polymerase II; multicellular organism development. Gene Ontology annotation, molecular function: DNA-binding transcription factor activity, RNA polymerase II-specific; RNA polymerase II cis-regulatory region sequence-specific DNA binding.
UCUUCAUCAGGCUACAUUUCCAAUCACCUAAACAACUGAGCAAGACAAGCUACUCCGACAAGGUUGGCUGCCCGACGGGUCGGUGAGGGUGCGAGGUAGAUGGUGAGCAACCCCGGCAGCUGAGGGCAGGCCGAGUCCACAGACGAAACAGAGCUUGAAGGACUGAGCGGUGGGAGCCCCGCAUUGCGCCAGGCCCCCUGGAUCCGUCGGGGCGCCUCCACACGGCUGUUAGCAUGAUGUCUUACCUCAAACAACCCCCAUAUGGCAUGAACGGGCUGGGCCUGGCCGGGCCUGCCAUGGACCUCCUGCAUCCCUCCGUGGGCUAUCCUGCCACCCCGCGGAAGCAGAGGCGGGAGCGCACCACCUUCACGCGCUCGCAGCUGGACGUGCUCGAGGCGCUCUUUGCCAAGACUCGCUACCCUGACAUUUUCAUGCGCGAGGAGGUGGCGCUCAAGAUCAACCUGCCGGAGUCCAGAGUCCAGGUCUGGUUCAAGAACCGUCGUGCCAAAUGCCGUCAGCAGCAGCAGAGCGGGAACGGGACCAAGAGUCGCCCAGCCAAGAAGAAGUCGUCCCCGGUGCGGGAGAGCUCCGGUUCGGAAAGCAGCGGCCAGUUCACACCGCCUACUGUGUCCAGCUCCGCCUCGUCCUCCAGCUCGGCUUCUAGCGCUUCCGCCAACCCAGCGGCUGCAGCGGCUGCAGGCCUGGGCGGGAAUCCGGCAGUGGCGGUGCCGUCGUCGUUGAGUACGCCCGCUGCCUCAUCCAUCUGGAGUCCUGCCUCCAUCUCUCCCGGCUCAGCCCCUGCGUCUGUGUCGGUGCCUGAGCCACUGGCCGCGCCUAGUAACGCAUCGUGCAUGCAGCGCUCAGUAGCCACAGGCCCGGCCUCGGCCGCAGCCUCUUACCCCAUGUCCUACGGCCAGGGCGGCAGCUACGGCCAGGGCUACCCCACGCCCUCGUCUUCCUACUUCGGCGGAGUGGACUGCAGCUCCUAUCUAGCGCCCAUGCACUCGCACCACCACCCACACCAGCUCAGCCCGAUGGCACCCUCCUCCAUGGCGGGCCACCAUCACCACCAUCCCCACGCGCACCACCCACUGAGCCAGUCCUCAGGCCACCACCACCACCACCACCAUCACCACCACCAAGGCUAUGGCAGCUCGGGGCUCGCCUUCAACUCUGCCGACUGCUUGGAUUACAAGGAGCCUGGCGCCGCCGCCGCUUCCUCGGCUUGGAAACUCAACUUCAAUUCUCCCGACUGUCUGGACUAUAAAGACCAAGCCUCUUGGCGGUUCCAGGUAUUGUGAGCCCAGGAGAGGGAGAGGAAGAGAAAUGAAACUACCUACGCCCUCCUUGGUUCCCGUCCUGUUGCUGCUGCACCUCCCGCCUUUGCCUCAGCUUCUGUAGACAUGAUUUUCAUGCCCCCAAACGAUUCCCGUUGCCUGCACUGCCGCUCUCAUCUUUGUGCCAUUUGCCUGGCGGGGGGGUAGGGGGUGCAAACCCGCCCACCCUUCGGAUGAGCGGACUGGUGCUUUGGCCUGGCCCACAAGUUCUAUACGGGAGAGCUGUGCCUCUCCCUUUCAGCCCCUGACGAACUUCUAAGUCACCCCUUUCCAGUCAUUCUGGACAAUUAGUAUGCACUUGCAGCCUUCGGAGUUCUUCGCUCUGACUGGCUGAUGCAGCCCUACACUUUUAUUUAUUCUUUCUGGACUCUGGAGUCACUAACUGGCAUGUGUCUGACCACUGGAGUGCACCCACAAUGCUCCCAACCACCCUCCAAAUGUUCCUCCCGUGCGGGCUGCCAUCCCUUCCUCUGCCCGAGCCCCGCUUCCCGCCUGCAGGCCAGAGCUUCCCGGCUUCUCCUCCUCCCCAGCAGGACGCGCAGGGGCCGGGCCGCAGGGAGGGGCGCCCCCCAGCUUCUCACGCUCAGCCCCGCCCUGCGCAGAACUGGCUCAAGCUUCCGCCUGUGUGGGAAUGCUGUACAUAGUGGGGUCCGUCCCAGCGACCACUUACACUUUUUAGUUGCCGUUGGUUGAAUGGAGCAUAUCUCUUUUUAGUGCCCAGGAAACAGAACUUUAAGAUAUAUACAUAUAUAUACACACACAUAUAUAUAGAAAACAAAAGCAAAAAUAUAUCCCUCAGUUCCCCUGCGUCUCUUCCCUAAACGAUGGCGCUUUUAUUUUUUCAGUUGUUGCAAAGCUGCCCUGCCCUCACACUUGUUUCCUAUGUGUAUUUAUUAAAGAGAACCAUUUGGUUCCAGGAAGCCGGGCGCAGAGGGUCGGGGAGUGUGGAGGAAGCAGCGGGUCAGGCUGCAGGGAAGGGGGCUUAGGCUGGGAUGGGGCGCAGGGCUGAGUCCACCGGGUCUAAGUACAGGGUCGCAGUCCCGGUUUAGAGACCAAAAACGAAAGAAAAAAAAUAAAAAUGCAGCAUUAUGGAAAAAUAAACCCAGGCCCCAAAACCCAGUUCCCAUUCCCUGUCAGCUUCUUUCUCUUUAAGCACCGCCC